Molecule: messenger RNA, 1836 nt
Organism: Planococcus citri (citrus mealybug)
Lineage: Eukaryota; Metazoa; Arthropoda; Insecta; Hemiptera; Pseudococcidae
Exons: 7
Coding region: 66-1676 (536 amino acids)
Source: RefSeq, a predicted model, not a curated record
UCGUAGAUUCAUUCAGUUUCCAUCCUAGGAACGUUUUCAUCGUACAUUUCACAUACAUAUGUAUAAUGGCCACGUCAAAGAAUUUUAAACUUUGUGUAAAUUAUUUAUGUCCAAUAAUUUGGUUAUUUUGCGGUUUUAUUCUCGUUGAUUCUAACGAACAAGCACUGAUUUUCAAUGCAGAUUUUCAAAUAUUUGACAAUAAACCCACGGAAGGACCUCUGUGUUUUACUGCUUGUCCUGCGAAAUCUGAUGAAGAAAUAAAGUUCAAUAAGACAAAGUCAUUAGCUAAAAAUAGCCUGUUUCUGAAAAAUGUCUUAAAUCCUUUUCUCGAAUACGAUAAACUUUUGACCAAAUGCGAAUAUCCUUACAAACCGUCAAUGCUAUUUCGUAAAUAUUCGGAGGAGUUUGAGAUUGGAUAUGAGAUUUAUUUUGACGGAGAGCUGCAUAAAAAGAAAGGAUUAUUGAUCUAUACAAAAGAUCAGUUUUCAUCGGUAGAGAAAGCAAAAGAAAAUUAUAAACCAAAAAGUCCCAGGAAAAGAAUAAUUCGCAAGUCUACACGCUUACUCAGAAAAAGAUCAGGGUCACCUGAUGGUACAAAAUCGGGAAGUGAUUCGGAAAAUGAAAAAGAAGUACAACCUCAAAGUGGUCCUGAUGAAACAAUGAAAGAUACCAAUGCAGCGACCGGUUCUGAAAGUGCAACUAAAGAAGUAGCAGCAGAAGCUGACAACACAAAAAAUGAAGAAAAAAGUGAAACCGAAAAAGACUGGGAAAAAUCGUUGGCAAUAUACUGGUUACGCAUAUUCAAUUUCAUCUUUGAUAUAGAACGAUUUGGUCCUACCGAAUUUGAAUAUUCUGUAGAUGUAGGUAUUGAUACGAAUAAUGCAGAUUACCAAUGCCCAGGGUAUGAGGUAGAUAAAGUAUUAUACGAAGAUGUCGAUUUCACUUCAAUUUAUGAAAAAAAAAAUCAAGCAGGGAUACUCAGUGGAUUGUCUCCAUUUUCCAAAUCCACCGAUAUUGACCGUUGUGGAAACCAAUAUGGAUGUUUCAAACAACACCAAGUAAUUCCACAUUAUUACUACCAUACAAGAGCUUCAAAAGAUGCCACAUGCUUUGCUGUCAACACUCUACCUGUAUGGGAAAGCAUCUCCGAUGGAUUUUUGAAAAAAGUUGACCGCUAUUUGUAUGAAAUUUCUCAAGUAUUGGAUUCUAAAGUCACCAUCACCACUAGCACAAUCAAUGUAUUGUCAUAUCGUGCUCAUGUACGACAAAGAGAGAUAUACAUGGAUUUUGAGAAGAAAAGAGUUCCAGCACCGAAAAUUAUUUAUAAUGUUUUGGAACAAGUAAAAAACGGAGAAAAAUAUAAUCUAAUUGUUGUAACCCAUAAUGAUCCAGUUCCACCGACACAAAUACAGCGUAUAUGCCCGCCUGAAGCUUCAGAUAAAAUUCAUUAUGAAAAGGUGAAUUCGUCGUGGGAGUUUUUAGUUAAUGAAAAUCCUGAAACUGGGAUAACUUAUCCUUGUCCUUGGGUGCCAGCAGCAUUAGAUAAUCUUGGGAUUUCAUUCAGUAGAUCAGAGAUUGGUAUUCUGUUUAUGAAGACACUUUAUUUAAAUGGAGAUGUUACUCAGAAGAUUAAGCAGAAAGUGGAUAAUUUUUUUAAAGAAUCUGAGAAGAAGUAAUAAGUUUACGUAUUGAAGAUGUUUUGGAAUGAUCAUUCAUAUUACGAUACCUAGUAUUUUUGAUUGUAAUUUUAUUUUUUAAGGUAGGGUAGUUUGUAAAAUUUAAAGAAAAAAAAACUAAUAAAAAUCAUGUAUUCCUGGGGCAAUAUGUAUACUUUUU